AUGGCUAUUCCUGGCUGGCUACGUCGCUUUGAGGUGUAUGCCAUCUGCAUGGUGUGGCCCUUCGCGACUGUUGUGGGACUUGUGGGGACGUACAAAAUAUUUAUUUGGAGUUACGGCGGCCGCGACUGUUUUCGCUACGUGGCCAUUCAAGAGCCGUUUAAGGAACAGUGGUAUCAGGCCAAUCCAAAGACCGCCCUGGGCAUUGACACCCCACUCGCUCAUGUGCCGAAGUAUCUCUCCACACCCGGGCACGCAACGAAUGUGAAUAGUGAUAGUGGAAAGGAAUGGGAGGAGGUGGAACACCUACAUCACCGCAAUUAUUAG
Trypanosoma theileri is the source of this 324-nucleotide messenger RNA. RefSeq lists its product as uncharacterized. The record is from RefSeq and is a predicted model, not a curated record. The transcript has a single exon. NCBI's taxonomy places the organism in Eukaryota, Euglenozoa, Kinetoplastea, Trypanosomatida, Trypanosomatidae. The coding region runs from base 1 to 324 and encodes 107 amino acids.